Molecule: messenger RNA, 4120 nt
Organism: Sclerotinia trifoliorum
Lineage: Eukaryota; Fungi; Ascomycota; Leotiomycetes; Helotiales; Sclerotiniaceae
Source: the annotation of a GenBank genome assembly
GACUGAGCUACUUUCGUGCUUUCCACUCAGUAACCCUCUUUAGUCUAGGCCCAUUCUCACUCCUCCGUCGCUAUCAUUCAACUAGCUCAAACAUCCCAAGGAGAAAAAGGUUAUGGACUUUGACUUCCCCCUCCGGCCGCGAUAGCGAAUGUGUUGGCAAGUGAAAUGUUGACUUCCGUUCUUGACAGACUUCGUUGAUCGCCUUUAAGUUUAGUGAAAUACCACAACCUCAAGUUUCCACUUGUUCGAACCGAACUUGCAGCUCUUACCACCUUGAUGGAAUUCGGCCUUUUCACGCCGGCCCAUCCAUCAUUAACGCAAUGUCUGAAGAAUUCAACUUUCAAUCGCCCUCUGGCGAACUGGCAGCAACACUCCAAGAUGGCCCUACAAUGACAGAACGACAUCAAAGUGUGCCAGUCCCUCCAAGAUCACGUCCAGAAAGUUUAAUACCACUAUCGCGACCCCAUAGCAUCAUGAGUACAGGAUCUGCGGGAAGCCGAGAUCGUCAUACUCUGGUACGUCUUUCAGUUCCACGACCCACUUUUUCUUUUUACUCAAGCAAACCUCCAAGUAAUCUCAGGCUUUUAUCUAACGUUGGUUUAUAGGUUGCGAAAUACCUUCAAAGACGAUGUGCGGCAGCUAAAUGGCUUCAGCCUAUCGAAGAGGAGGAUGGCACUAUCAAUGAAUCGUCAUGGGUCGGUGUCGCUAUGCGGCUUCCGGAUGGGAGCUAUUACACCGAGCCACCAAAUGUCGACAACAAAUUUUAUACUGUGAUGCAGUACAUCAACUGCAAAGUUGCCUUCACAAUGUCAUCUGAUAUCACUGCGGCAUUGAUGGAUCAGAUUGGCCCUUUUCAAACUGAACUCCAAGUGCAUCCACGAGGGAUUAGACUUCCCAUUGUCCAAAAUCUUUCAGAACUUGCAUAUGGAGGGAGUGGCGUGUCCAAAAAAUCGUACUUGUGCGUAUUGAGAGAGGAGAGACUCGUUCUUAUAUGGAAUGAGUCUGUUGAAAGCAUUAUGACUCACGGCGCAGAUGUUGAAAGUAUCCUCGUUGGCAUGGUAAGUCGAAUCAGUCGAACAAUUAUAUGAGCUGUACUUACUAGGAAUGAGGUAGAUCUGGGGAUCUCAUAUUGGGACCAUGACAGCUACUUCUCCAUUCGCAUCCAUGACUCCACCUAUUGAACAAACGCCAGGUCAAACCCCAGGACGAACACCAUCUGCUAUCAGUGAGGAUCGUGAAUUCAAUGAAAAAAUGGGUAUUGUUCAAGCCGCCAUAGAGCGCGAAGAGAACAAGGACACACUUUUUAAUCCAGAUAUUGAGGCCGCUGAGCCGCCGGAGAGACCCUUCCUAUUAUUACAUGCUGGCGUCAUUGGAUUUGCCAUGACCUUAGUGGUUUUCGUAGAAAUGCUUUGCGCGUCACGACUUAUAACAGAAUAUCAAUGGGAUAGUGGUGUACUGCGCUUUGCACUGGUUGCUGUCAUUCCCUUUUUCGUUUGCUUUUCUCUGGUAAGACGUCUCAAGCCUCCUUGUAUGUGGCGUUAGCCUGAGAACACGAGAGAACUACCGACAAUUUUCCGAACAUGGCUAACACUUUAUUGAUCAGUUCUUCAUGGUUGUUAUAGCUGGGAGUCUAUUUCAAUUAUUUGGACCCUUGACUUAUGUUCGAAAGAAUUCUCGGUUCUAUUCGGCCAAGCCGCCCAAGAGGGGUCGUUACCCAGACUUGGAGCUUCCACAUAUCACUAUUCAAAUGCCUGUCUACAAAGAAGGUUUGAAAGGGUAAGAGCAUAUGUGAAACUGAUUGAAAAAAAUCGCUGACUAUUUGAUAGUGUUAUUAUCCCAACUGUAACGAGCAUACUGGCUGCUAUCCGAUACUAUGAAGCACAAGGAGGUUCCGCUUCAAUCUACGUCAACGAAGAUGGAAUGCAAGCUGUAGAUCCCGAGUUACGUGAAGCUAGAAGGACUUUUUAUGAACUGAAUAAUAUCGGAUACUGUUCACGCCCCAAGCACACCCAUAGCAAAAAGAAAUGGUACCAAGGAAAGAAGGUACAAGAUAACCCUGAAGGAUUCGAGCGAAAGGGCCAAUUCAAAAAAGCAUCAAAUAUGAACUACUGCCUCAGUUUUUCCAUUAGAGUCGAGGAUGAGCUGCUAAGACUCAUUGCCGCAAAAUCUGUAGCUGAGAACCGGCCAGAAGGUGAUAUCACUUUAGAUGAGGAGGAUUUACUUUAUAAACAAGCUUUAGCGACAUGUCUUGAGCAAGACGAAGGAAGGACUAUGGCUGGAGGCAAUGUUCGUAUAGGUGAUAUAAUUUUGAUCAUCGAUAGUGACACCCGAGUUGUGAGUAUCCUCUAUCAUAGAGUAGAUCAAUUGCUAAUGGGCUUAGCCUGAGGACUGUCUUCUUCUUGGCGCAUUGGAAAUGCAUGAGAGUCCUGAAGUGGCUAUCCUGCAACAUGCUUCUGGUGUCAUGCAGGUCGCCCACAACCCUUUCGAGAACGGAAGUAUGUAUUUAUAUCGGAAGUGAUUUGAGAUAUAUCACUAAUAACCCAUAGUUACCUACUUCACGAAUCUCAUCUACAUGUCCAUCACCUUCGCAGUAGGAAAUGGGGAUUGUGCUCCAUUUGUUGGGCAUAAUGCUUUUUUGCGCUGGAAGGCGGUACAGAGCGUAGCUUACAAAGAAGAUGGACAAUUGAAGUUUUGGUCCGAUGGUACGUCAGCCCCAUGCUCAUUUUUUUUUUGCAACAUGAGACUGAUGCCAUGCCAGAUCAUGUGUCCGAAGAUUUUGACAUGAGCCUACGACUUCAAAUGGCGAAAUUCAUCGUCAGAUUGGCAACUUACCACGAAGGUGGUUUUAAAGAAGGUGUAUCCCUCACCGUCUAUGACGAACUCGCUCGAUGGGAAAAGUAUGCCUACGGAUGCAAUGAAUUAGUCUUCAACCCCAUUUACAAGUGGUGGCGAGGUCCCUUUACCAAGCUCUUUAUGAGAUUCCUUUGGAGUGAUAUCAAGCUCACCUCCAAAAUCACAAUUCUAGCCUACAUUGGAACCUGUGAGUAUUUAUUACAAUACGACCUCACAUUCAGACGCUAACCCCACAUCAGACUACGCAAUUGCCUGCGCCAUUCCCCUCACCCUCGCAAACUAUAUAAUGGUCGGCUGGUUCAACGACUCCCUCGACCAAUUCUAUCUUACCUCAUGGAAAAUCUUCGUCGGCAUGGCUGUAAUUUUCAACGUGCUCUCACCCCUCGCGUUCGCCAUGCUCCGUCACCGACUCGGUGAAAAAGUCUUCGUCUCCUCCAUCGUCGAAACGGCAAAAUGGACACCAAUGUUCAUCCUUUUCUUCGGCGGAAUCUCUUUCCACCUCUUAACUGCUAUAUUAUGCCACUUUUUCAGCAUCAAAAUGGAAUGGACGGCCACGGCUAAAGAAGUCGAGGCAGGUGGGUUUAGAAUCGGUUUAGAUAAAAUAUUUAGAGAUUUUAAGUGGAUGUAUUUGGCUAUUGUUCCAAUCUUAGCGGGCAUGGUAUAUUUGGGUGCUUUCGCACCUCGUGGAUACGAGGUUACGGAUUUUACAGCUAUAGUACCGCUAUCUAAUCAAGUCGCUUGUCAUAUUUUGCUUCCUGUAAGUCUCCCCUCCUCUAGCCAUUGCCGUUUUUCGGGGCAUGACUGACAUCCCACUAGUUCGCGCUAGGACUUUUCUAGAUCUAGAGCUGUGUCAGUAUUGUAUAUCAUUGUAUAUACACAGAUCAACUAUUAUACACUCCUUAAUCAUACCCGUAAUCGAACCAGAUAGCAUAGAGAAGAUUCUUAACAUUUCGCUUAAACACAGAUCGGCCGGAAGGGAACGUGUUUCGCUCGCGUAUUUGAACAGCAAGUGGCGUGCUAAUCUUUGAUAUAUUAUUAUCAUGACUUGGAUGGGUAUAUCAUGAAAAAGGCCUUAGAUAUUCUCGAACAUCUAAUUUUCUGAAAUGACGAGAAAGCUGUGGAUUGAAUGUGUAAGAAGUAAUAAAUGUAUUUAUUGUUGGCUUUCAAUUUGCAAACUAAGAUCUUGCUGCGAGAGUUCCAGAUAGUAGGAUAUGAGAUAGAUUGGGCAAAAGAUUAGUGGCACUAUAAGAGAAGUAAUGCGACGUAU